Carlito syrichta (Philippine tarsier) is the source of this 4112-nucleotide messenger RNA. It is a transcript of the gene SPATA31F1, whose product is annotated as family with sequence similarity 205 member A. Lineage: Eukaryota; Metazoa; Chordata; Mammalia; Primates; Tarsiidae. The record is from RefSeq and is a predicted model, not a curated record. The coding region runs from base 98 to 4081 and encodes 1327 amino acids. The transcript has 4 exons.
AUGACAAGGCCUAGCACUGGGGAGUCAUUAGGCACCAGGAUGCUGAAUGACUAGAUAUAGGAAUGACUAGUCUCCUCAUGCUUAUGAGGGUUAGACCAUGUUGAGCCCUAUUUUUGUUCUGUGGGAUGUUGGAUAUCCCUUAUAUACCUAUGGCUCCAUCUUCAUCAUUAUUCUAAUUAUCUGGCAAGUGAAGAGGAGUCACCAUGAAUUGAAGUUGGAACCUAGAAAGAGCUGCUGCUGGCGUCACCGAAAAGUCAAGCAAAGGGCUAGAGAUGCAGGAUCAAGAGCUAGAAGACUAUCCCAGGAAGAAGCUGAGAAGCCACGGAAGCUGUACUCUAACAUGAAAAGCCAGGGCUGGCUUCCUCAGGAGGCAGGUGUGCGGCGGCUCCUAUGUGCGGAUCCCUGCUGCCAAAUCUGCAACGAUGUGGCUCUGGAGAUUCAGCAAUUGCUGGCGGGUGAGAACAACCAGACCUCCCCAAACAGCCAGACCUCCCCCACUCUAUCGGAGCCAUCGCAGGGCUCUUCUCACCUGGAUAUUUUGUCUGUAUCUAGCAUAUCUUUUGAGCAAAGUCUGGAACUUCAUUCUCAGCACACCAGAGAGCUUUCACUGGCAUCCGACACCCCAACACUGUCACAAUUAAUGGAUCAGAAAACUUCAACCCACUCUGCUGCCCCGUUCACUAGUUCAAUCAGGGUCCAAGAUUACUGGGUUGAUCACCUGAACCUAGGGCAGGGAUUUCAAAUGCCAGAUGUGCCCAGGGGUCCAGACAGUAUGACUUCUUCAAGUUUUGAGGAGCCUACAGGUCAAGUGAACCAGCAGGACAUGAUUCAGAGCAAUCCCAACCAUGUACAGGGGAACCAAGACCCACAUCACUUAGAGCCCCAGGUCUCUCUGCGGCCCUUGAACCCAGAAAUCACAACCCUGACACAUCCAGUGGCCUCGGAUAUGGCCUCAGUACUCCCUGCCAAUAUGCCAUUCCUCAGUCCUAAUGUACUGAGGUUUCUUGAGGUACAUGUAAAAAAAUGGAUACAUUUCCAGAGGUGGGGGCUCCCCAGACGUGUGGAGGAGUCCUUGAGGCAGCUUAUGCCAAACCCACCAUUGCAUUACCAGCCUGGAAAUAACCAACCAGUUUCUUAUAUCCUGAACAAUACUUCUCAGGUAUCUGUUCAUAGACUUGAAACCAUUUCCCACCAGACCUGGUGUUCAUGUAUGGCUGGUCAGCCCAUCCAGACCUUCUGGGUUUCUGAAUGGUCCACUAUGAACCCCAAACAAAGACACCACUGUCAGAAAAUCCCAGACCCAAUGGCCCUAGCCUCACACUCACCAGCCCUUAAAGCCCUAAGUGGCCUCUAUCCACCACCUGGGGGACAGGCUAGUGACUUAGACAGCUAUCUGCACCAGAGAUACAGCCAGCUAUUCUGUGGCCUCCCUUCUCUGCACAGUGAGUCCCUGGUUGCCACUUUCUUGGCCUCUCAAGCCCUCUCCAAGAAUGAAAAUUUGUCCAAGCUCCCCUUGAAAGAUCCUAUUCUCUUGAAGGAUCUCUCCUUCCUCCCCCUGCUGCCUAAAACACCACCCCAGUCAACCCCGCCCUCUUCUCCACCUUCCCCAAAUUGGGUGACUCCAUCUGAUCAUCAACAAGCUCAUAUCCAGAAUCAUGUCCCAUUUCUGACUCUGGCUGAGUGUGAAGCCUUGGAGUGUCACCUACUACAGAGGCAGUUACAGCUUCAGUGGGGCAUGCCAGCUGUCUUCCAGAGAUCUCAGCAUGCCCAGAGCCCCAUGCAAUAUGAACCCUGUGGCAAAACCCAUUCUCCUGAGACUAUGACAACUUCCUGGCCAGGGAAGCCUGUCUCAGUCCUCAACAGUGAACUACUCUUCUUCCCGGAGUAUGCCCAGAAGAGGCUAGACUUCCACCUCCAGAAGCAGUUGAUUCACCAUCACUGGGACCUACCCCAGAACAUCCAGCAGUCCACCCAGCUGCUUCUUUCCUCAACUGACCAACAGGCUUUGUCCUGGCACAGCACAGCCCUUGCUACUUCAAGCGUUCGCCAGCCUGUGGCUCUUGAGGCCAACAGGGCUGGUAAUGAGUUAUCAACCAUCAUGUCCCCACACUUGUUCGCCCAAGCCAAGGCAAUAUUGCAGAGCCAUAUGGAUUCCAAAUGUGGAGAGAUCAACCAUGGCAAGCUCCCUGCCUGUGUAUAUAGGUCCUGGGACUGCAGAACUACUGGGGAACUGGCAGUGGCUCCCCUCCCCUGCAUUCCAGAAAGCCAGCCCAUGGUGCUGCAGGCAACUAGUGACCCUGACCUGCAUCACAAAGUUAUGCCCUGGAUGCCAACGGCCCUCAAUCAGCAGCAACAGGCUUUACCAGGUCCUAUCAGUAGACACCCGAGGCUGCCCCAAGCCCUCUCUGAGGGAGCCAUCGAGAAACUGGAGACAACUUUACGGCACAAGUACCUGGCCUUCCUGUCCGGGCUGCCUGCUCUUUAUUACGUGGCUCUCUCCAGGGCCAUGGCCCCAGCAGUCACUAGCAAAUCCAUAAUCACAGAGCGGGUGCCUGGGCCUACCAAAAUCCCAGAAGAGCCUGUGACUCAGAUAAUCUCGUCUGAAGAACAGUAUGUAAGUCUCGGGCCAAGCUUUCAAAACAACAGUGAGACUGGUGCAGACACCGCAGAAGAGUCCAAGCCUGCAGUACCAGUGGAAGGAACAAUGGAGAUGCUGCCUCUAGAAAGUCAGACACAUCCUGCUAUCCUCCACUCACACAAGACACAUAUGUUGGCCAAACUACGUUUCCACCUGAGAAAAAAGACCCUAGAGAUACAAUGGGGAAUUCCCAUCAGGGCACAGGAGUCCAGGGAACAAACUGCAGCAGUCCUAGAGAACAAAUCCACACAGGAGUCUCUUGGGAGUCUAAACAACCAAGGAGAAACAUUGCUCCAAGAACUUUCUACACCCCCAGAUCCAGAAUGGGUUCACCAUAAAGAACAGCAGAUUGCUGAGUUAAAGGCAGUGCAGCAGAAUCAAAAGCAACCUAGUUCCAAAGCAGUGUCACAUGGUUCUGCCCACUGUAUCUGCAAAACCUCACAACCCAGUGGGGACAUGACAGAGGCCCAGGUGCUUUGUGUUCAUGUGGAGGCCAGUGUGAACACCACCAGCCUGGAGGAAUCCUGGAGCUCUGAGCCCCAAAGCCCUGGCAAGACCAAGGACCCAGGUAAGGUUCCCACGCUUGCAGAAAAGAGGGAAGACCCAGAGAAACCCAAAGCAGCUGGGGACUGUGGAGAAGGGGAUGCAGGUUUUGGGCUCUCCUCAACCACAGAAAAAAGACACCCAGGUGAAAACCAGAGACCAGCAGGGAUGCCGCUGAACAAGACACCCCAUGGCUACUGGCAAAGGAGUCAUAGCUUUCAGUUUGCUGAUCCCUGUCAGCACAGCCCCCAACAUCACCCUCAGCUUAAGCUUCCAGAGUUACCUCCAGGAGUCCCUGGGAGGAAAGAAUCUGAGAAUGACCUGCAAGACAGUCAAACCAAACUACAUGCCACUCUCAAACCAGCAAGGAUUCCUGAGAAUGCCCAGCCUGUGGUGUCCCAGACUUCACAGGGUCAGGCUUUCCCAAGUCAAGUAUUUAAGACUAAGCCUCUUCAGGGCCAAACUUUACAAGGUCAACUUUUGCAUGGGCAGGUGAUACCAGCCUGUACUCACAAACAGCCUGGUCUUCCAGAGGCUAACUUGAGAAGUAAAGCAAGAUCCUUUCUGCAACGUAUUAACCCCAAGGCAAAAGGCAAAGGGCAUAAUGACUGCAUAUUUCCUAUAGCUGAGAAAGUGACCAAAACCAGAAAAGAAAAUGUUGAAAAGAGCCCAGCUCCAGCCAAAAGUCCUAUGGGGAGACCUAAGACAGAGAAGCCAACAAAGCACUCCAUUGACCAGUCUUCCCCCACCAAGAAGCCAGUAGGCCAGGCCUCCUUCAAUAAUUCCCAUUGCCCAGACAAUAAGCUCCGGCUGCGCCCCAGACAAUCUGGCUCUGCCUCAGUCCAGGGCCAUCUUCACCACUGCCCUCGGCACUAUCCUCGAGUAGACCGUGCCACUUAACAAAGGCACCCACCCUAAAUCCCAACCCUUA